This is a messenger RNA of Durotheca rogersii, 1161 nucleotides long. Its product is annotated as Prefoldin beta-like protein. Bases 283 to 669 code for a protein of 128 amino acids. NCBI's taxonomy places the organism in Eukaryota, Fungi, Ascomycota, Sordariomycetes, Xylariales, Xylariaceae. The record is from RefSeq and is a predicted model, not a curated record. Gene Ontology annotation, cellular component: prefoldin complex; cytoplasm. Gene Ontology annotation, molecular function: protein-folding chaperone binding. Gene Ontology annotation, biological process: chaperone-mediated protein complex assembly; protein folding. The transcript is spliced from 3 exons.
AGUAGAUAUACCUACGUGGGGCGCCUCUUGUAAGAGAGCCUCCCAGUUGGUAACCUCUCGAGUCCUUCACCAACCCACAUACCCAGUUAGGGACAUAUCUACCUACCUACCUGCCUACCUCAAUCUUUUCCUCCCGAGAUAUCCACCUGCUUCCUUUUUCUACCUCCCUCGGUUCUACGCACCUUCGCACGCCCUCGGCAGGCCUUUGGAACUUCAUUUCCCGACACCUGCCUGCCCAUAACCCACUCCCGCUACGCCCUGCCAUCCGGCCACGUUGUGACAAUGGCCGAGAUCCAGGCACAACUCCAGAGCCUGUCGGAGGAAUUCACGGCACUGCAACAAGAGCUGCAGACUGUUGUCCAGUCCCGACAGAAGCUCGAAGCUCAGAAGCAGGAAAACACAAACGUGCAGAAGGAAUUCCAAAAUCUCAAGGAUGGCGAGAACAUCUACAAGCUGGUUGGACCAGUGCUGCUAAAGCAGGACAAGGUAGAGGCCGAGAGCACGGUCAAUGGACGACUAGAGUUCAUCAGCAAAGAGCUGGAGAGAACGGAAAGCCAUAUCAAGGAUGUUCAGGAGAAGAUUGAGAAGAAGAAGGGGGAGAUUAUUCAGGCCCAAGCUAGUCUACAGGCGGGCAGCGGAGGACCAGCACAGGUUGCCGCACAAGGAUAAAAAGCGCAAGAAAUACUAACCAGAACAAAUGCCCUCGAUAUACCUACCUGCCAUUUACAAGCGGAUCAGAGAGAGCGAGCAACGCGUUUGUCAACUGAUGGGCACACUCCGGCCUGUUAAAGGCGACUCGUAUAUCCCCACACAAGAAUGGCACAUGUCAAGUUCUAGCAUCACUUGUAUGCUGAGUGUUUACAUUCUAUACGAGCUGUAGAUAAUAGCCGCAGCGAUGUUAUGUCCAAAAGGACAGUAGGUACCUAGGUAAUUCUUUACGGAUUUACAGAUGCUGGUACAACUCCCAAUGUUACCUAGGAAGUGCCUAUCCAUUCUCGGGUCUUGUAGGUACCUGAGAGGUACCUGACCUAAUCCAGCUUAAGUAGGUACGUACCUACAUUGUCGCAUGCACCUUGUAGGCAGGUACCUUGAGUUGUACAUCUGCCCCGCGAUCCGACCUCGCACCCCUCCAUAGGUAUUUCUCUGUGCGCCCUUACCUCC